This is a messenger RNA of Corythoichthys intestinalis (scribbled pipefish), 2726 nucleotides long. RefSeq names its product RAD9 checkpoint clamp component A (gene rad9a). The record is from RefSeq and is a predicted model, not a curated record. The coding region runs from base 1373 to 2515 and encodes 380 amino acids. Gene Ontology annotation, cellular component: checkpoint clamp complex. The transcript has 12 exons. Lineage: Eukaryota; Metazoa; Chordata; Actinopteri; Syngnathiformes; Syngnathidae. Gene Ontology annotation, biological process: mitotic intra-S DNA damage checkpoint signaling; DNA repair; cellular response to ionizing radiation.
AUGCGGUUCAAAGUUCCAUGGCAGUGGUGGAGAAAGCAUCCUGUGCAGCAUCUGCUACACUUUUGUCUUGUCAGUUCUUUUUAAGAAUCAUGAAAACAUCCCAGUGGUAAGUGAAUUAAAUGUUUGUCUGUGCAGUCUCUCAGUCAAGGUAAUAUAAAAAGGUUGAUUCAAAGCAACUUAAUUGUUCUUGUCUGUGAAGAUGUUUCUUUCACUUUUAAUCCUUCAGACUUCAAUUUCAGAUUUAGUCGUGAAGUCCCUCUAUUUUUGCCUCGCUUGGUGAAUUCUCUGGGGGUGGUCACCAAUUAGUUUUUUCAAGCUACCUUUGUUUCAAACUUCAAAUAAGGGUAUAUCUAUUUAGAAGAUCAACAUAAAGGAGGACGAGGAGGAGUAACUGACACUGAUUGGCUUUACAACAAGAGAAGUUGUACUUCACACUUUGAUUUUUGUUUGUUUUAACUCUAUUUGAAGCGUUAAUACUGUAAUAAUUUGUUAAUUUUUGGUGGGGGUGAGUAAAUUAGUUUUAUUUAUUUAUUUAGUUAGUUAGUUCUUUGUUUGUUCAUUCGUUUUCCAAAUUAUUAUUUAGUAUAUUGGUUAAGUUGGAGGAUUUAUGGAAACAAGAACUAAAUAAAAAAAUAAAAUUAAAAUAAAAAAAGACGGAUUUGUACAUAGAUAUCACAUAUCUAGAGAGGUAGAUGUACAAUGCGCGCUGUGAGCCAAACGAAACGGUCAUCAUUCCUUGUCGGCCGUUUUGUGUGAGUGCCAUUUACCAAACAUGAGUGUACUUUGAAAUAGCUAUAAAUUGCUAACUUUUCACCGAUUUUCAAUUGGUUUUUCAUUUACGUUAGAGAUGGAUUAAAUGAAGUACAUACGUAAUAAUAAUAGUACGGUUUGUUAUAAAGCAAACCACUGAAAUAUCCGUCAAGAUUUUGCCAAGUAAAGAAUAUUUUAGUGGGAAAAAAUGACUCACCUUCGGUUCGUUGCCAGAGAAGUUUGCUGCUUUAAGAUGGCCGCCGGUCACUAACGCCACCGACUCCGACAGAAUCCAUCUAGCGUUCUUUAUAGUAAUGUGUCUGGUCUUGUAAAUGCGUUGUUUGAAUACGCAUGUGUCAAGUAAAGACACGCCCCUUACAUGGCAGUCUCGUCUUUCCGAUUGGACCACAUUCCGGAAGUGUUUUUUGUCGCGGCGUAAACAACAGUGAUCAACUGUGUGAUUUUUCAGUCCGUUCAUUAUUAAUAUUAAUAAAUUUCAAAACGGAGUAUGAGUACGCCAUGUGAAAUACGUUCGCCUUCUGUGCAAAACAGUGCUGUUCCUCCUUAGCAGAUAGUUUAUUGUUUAGUAGCAAAUUGCAAGUAAACUACUAUAACUCCAGAAAUGGACUGCGUUGUGACGGGCGGAAUGGUGAAAGUGUUGGCCAAAGCUAUCCACUCCUUGUCCAGAAUUGGCGACGAGCUCUACGUUGAGUCGCAGCAAGAUGGGCUAGCCCUGCGAUCUGUGAACUCCUCUCGGUCAGCUUACGGUUGCUUCCUGUUUACACCUCUCUUCUUCAGCAGGUACACCAACCCCAAUGGGCAUCAUUUCCGCUGCAAGAUGGCAAUAAAGAGUGUUCAGUCAGUGUUCAAGUCACUAUCAUCUUUGGAGAAGACGGUGGAAAAGUGUCACAUCAAGCUGGACGAGAAAAAAGAUCGCCUUACUUUCACACUGCAUUGCAAACAUGGUCUCUUGAAGACUCACAACCUGUCAUUCCAGGACAGUGAGAGCUUACAGGCUGUGUUUGAUAAGGACAGUUGCAGGAAUGUAUUUCGAGCCAUUCCAAGGUUGCUUGUGGACACAGUUGCGCAUUUCCCGCCAUCUCUGGAGGAAGUGACCCUUUCAGUCAGUGAUGAACGAAUGUGGCUCAGGAGUCAUGUGGACGAGGACUUAGCGCAGUCCAAGGCUAUGCUAACCGAACUGUUUCUAGCUUCGGACGAAUUUGAACAUUUUGCUGUCCAAGCUCACAUCAGCAUCACCUUCUGUCUAAAGGAGCUACGGGGUAUGCUACCUUUUGCCGAGACUGUCGGUCUUCCUAUUUCUAUGUACUUUGAUGAGCCGGGCAGCCCUUUGGUGCUCUCUGUAUCAGACACCGUCAUGGAGGGAAACUUUGUUCUGGCCACACUUUUGGACGAUAACAGAAACCAGACAAGAAGGGGGCACAGUCCCCCAGCUGCCCCAUCUGACGACUUGAUGAAAGAUGACAUGGAUUCCUACCUCAUCGCCAUGGAUACCAGUAUCUCCCCGGGUCCAUCUGCACCUGAAUCCAUAAAUUCAAUACGACAUUCAGUAGUAAAUCACAGGACCAGCCUGCCCAGUGAAGAGGAUGAAGAGGAGGAAAUGGCAGAAAAAGAUGGGCCACCAAAUAAGAAGUUCUGUUCGUUGUUGUUCGGAUCGGUGCUUCCCCCGUCGUCUCAAAUGAGCACUCAGCCGAAGAGCAACCAGGAAGUACUCGCCAGUGACAGUGAGGACGACACACAAAUAUAGACUGACUGAAAAAAAAAUAUUUGUUAAUUUUCCACUGGACGUUUUUUGCUGUGAGAAGAUUAUGCAGAGAACUUCCACAGCUAGUGUAAAAUAAUCAACAUAUUUUUGUAUUAAUAUUUGCAUCAAGAACUUUGUGAAAUCAUGUUGAAACUAACCAUGAAGCACUUGUUUUGAAUCAGGGAUGCAAAUAUUUUUCUUUGAAUAAACUAAA